AGUGAGAGUGCGUGCGUGACUGACAGACCAGUGGACACGGACGGCGGCGGCCUCCUCCUCCCCCAUCGCCUCAACCGUCGCCGCCGGAGGAAGCCUGCCCCGCGCGCCGCCGCAUCGAUACGAAUUGAAUCGCGCUCUGUUCAUGGGCAGCUUGCGCGCUCCGCCGGCGCCGGCGCCGCUCGUUGGGAGCGCCAGGGUUUUAUUUGGUUCUGGGCUCCGUUUUGCCUCCACCAGAGUCCUCAAACCCAGAGGGUUGACUGCCAGUAGCGCGAUGAAGUCGUUUAGGCUGUCCGACCUCAGCGACGCCGAGGCUAGCGGCCUCAAGGCUCGUCCCCGCAUUGACUUCUCGUCCAUAUUCGGCACGGUGAAUCCAAUUGUUGAGGAUGUCCGUGUCAGAGGCGAUGCUGCGGUUAAGGAUUAUACAGAAAAGUUUGAUAAGGUCACACUUGAUGAUGUUGUUGUGCGUGUUAGCGAUCUCCCAGAUGCAGAGCUUGAUCCAGCUGUGAAGGAAGCCUUCGACGUUGCAUAUGACAAUAUAUAUGCCUUCCAUGUUUCACAAAAAUUACCCGAGAAGACAGUUGAGAAUAUGAAAGGGGUAAGAUGUAAAAGAAUAACAAGAUGCAUUGGCUCUGUUGGGCUGUAUGUCCCAGGUGGCACUGCCGUCUUGCCUUCAACUGCGUUGAUGCUUGCUGUGCCUGCACAGAUUGCUGGAUGCAAAACUAUUGUUCUUGCCACACCCCCUAGUCGUGAUGGUAACAUAUGCAAGGAGGUUCUUUACUGUGCAAAAAAAGCUGGUGUCACACACAUACUGAAAGCUGGAGGAGCUCAGGCAAUCUCAGCUAUGGCAUGGGGAACUGCGUCGUGCCCAAAGGUUGAGAAGAUUUUUGGGCCCGGUAACCAGUAUGUAACAGCUGCCAAAAUGAUUCUUCAGAACAGUGAAGCUAUGGUAUCUAUAGACAUGCCUGCUGGCCCUUCUGAAGUUUUAGUCAUUGCUGAUAAAUAUGCAAACCCAGUUCAUGUUGCUGCUGAUUUGCUAUCGCAGGCAGAGCACGGCCCAGAUAGUCAAGUUGUUCUAGUUAUUGCUGGAGAUGGUGUUGAUUUGGAUGCCAUUGAAGCAGAAGUUAGCAAGCAGUGCAACUCUCUUCCAAGAGGUGAAUUUGCUUCAAAAGCACUUAGCCACAGUUUCACUGUGUUUGCCAAAGAUAUGGUUGAGGCCAUAUCAUUCUCAAAUUUGUAUGCCCCUGAGCAUCUGAUCAUCAAUGUUAAGCAUGCUGAGCAGUGGGAGGAGUUCAUCGAGAAUGCAGGUUCAGUUUUCUUGGGCCAAUGGACCCCAGAGAGCGUGGGCGAUUACGCAAGUGGAACGAACCAUGUCCUUCCAACCUACGGUUAUGCGAGGAUGUACAGUGGUGUAUCACUGAAUUCUUUCCUCAAAUACAUUACUGUCCAAUCCCUUACAGAGGAAGGGCUGAGAAAGCUGGGUCCGUACGUCGCAAAGAUGGCUGAAGUCGAAGGGCUCGAGGCGCACAAGAGAGCCGUUACCCUGAGGCUGCAAGAGGUUGAGGCCACUGUGACCUAGCUGCUGCCAGAGCAUGACCCACUUUUUUUGUUCAAACUCGAUGUGGGAUGUUGAAAAAUUUCCCGAUUCCUACGGGAACUGAACUGUUGAUGUCUUCCAAAACAGGGCCUAGGAUGUUAGAAAGAGGUGUUUCAACUGGUAUAUCAAAUAAUGCUCAUGUCAUUCUCAUCUGUUUCGCAAAUAAACAUGAGCUGAACUUAUUGUAUGAUUGUAUCUGUAGUGUUGUUUUCCCAGUUGCCCUUUCACCAAUAUUUGGAUGGUGCA
Molecule: messenger RNA, 1840 nt
Organism: Panicum hallii
Lineage: Eukaryota; Viridiplantae; Streptophyta; Magnoliopsida; Poales; Poaceae
Product: histidinol dehydrogenase, chloroplastic
Exons: 15
Coding region: 143-1576 (477 amino acids)
Biological process (GO): L-histidine biosynthetic process
Cellular component (GO): chloroplast stroma; cytoplasm
Molecular function (GO): histidinol dehydrogenase activity; metal ion binding; NAD binding
Source: RefSeq, a predicted model, not a curated record